Phymastichus coffea is the source of this 963-nucleotide messenger RNA. RefSeq lists its product as uncharacterized. Bases 52 to 708 code for a protein of 218 amino acids. The transcript has 4 exons. The record is from RefSeq and is a predicted model, not a curated record. Lineage: Eukaryota; Metazoa; Arthropoda; Insecta; Hymenoptera; Eulophidae.
AGGCGUCGUACGUAGGCUACUGCGGAGCUCGUUUUGGUCGCACGAGGAAAAAUGUCGGAGAAAGAGCUGGAGAAACGCCGGGCCGAGGAGUAUGAGAUGCAAUUGUUUGGCUUGCACUCGAGAACUGUUUUUGCUGCCAUUGAACAGAAGAUAAAUCAAAAUAUAGAUUUAAGAUGCAAGCAAAUGUUUAUUUCAAUUGACAAGAAGUACAAUCCUGAUGUCUUGGCAAAAGAAAACUUGAGAAAAAAUAUUAAACUAUUAAGAAAAACAUACAGGGAAAACACAAAACCACAUUUGAAAACUAUAGAGAAAAUUGUAAACAAAUUCAUCUGCAUACCAAGCAAUGUUUUGUUGGAUGAGGAUAAACUCCAAGCGACUCAAUAUACCGAUGAAGAAUUCUACAUGUUAGAUGUUAGAUUAAAAAAUUUACAACAGUAUGCCAAACGUGUAACUGUCUUCAAUACAGCUUUGAAACAAGAAUAUGAAAUAACGGAUAAAAUAAGAGAAUCUGAAGAAUUAGCUAAAAAAUUAUGUGAAAUUACAGACAAAGCUCUCUUAGCUAAAAAAAUUAACAAUAAGUCUUUAAGAGCCAUUGAAAAGUGUAAAGGUCUACAAGAAUCUCUAGAUUCUAUAAAACCACAAGUUAAACGAGAUAUUUAUAAUCCUAGGAUAAACGAAAGAGAUCUUGAACAAAUAAUUAUUGAUUAGUAAUUUUGAUUUUAAUUCAAUUUUUUCAAAAUAUUUCACAUAAUUUAAAAGAAAAAAAAUUGUUACUAAAUUCUAGUAAUUUACUUCAAUUUAUUUCAUUAUAACAGUAUUGUAAAUGUAUAAUUAUUAUAAACAUGUAUUUAAUACACAGGCCAGAGACUUGUUAAGCUGACUUAUUGUAAAUAUUUAUUACAUAUAUAUAAGCAUUUUUUAAUAUCAGAAAUAUCUAUUUUUACAAAAACUUUAUAAUAAAAU